This is a messenger RNA of Funneliformis geosporum, 216 nucleotides long. NCBI's taxonomy places the organism in Eukaryota, Fungi, Glomeromycota, Glomeromycetes, Glomerales, Glomeraceae. The record is from the annotation of a GenBank genome assembly.
AUGCCUCCAAAGAAAGAUACAAAGGAUACAAAGACUAGUAAGAGUAAAGAAACAGGAACGACCAAGAAAGCGCCAACUGCUUACAAUCUUUUUAUGAGAACUGAACUUCCUAAGGUCAAAGCCGAAAAUCCUGCCAUGGAUCACAAGGAAGCGUUCAAGCGUGCCGCGAGCAGAUGGAAAGAUAGCGCAGAUAAUCCAAAGAAUAAAUCUGAAUAA